CCCCUUCUAGUCCCAGCAGUCUAGGCAGUUCAAGCACUUCUCAGCCCGACCGGACGGGCCCGAAUAUCAUCCUAAUCAAGUAAUUCAGCCGUUGAUUAUCUAUAAUUUUGCUACCUCCGAACCCCUCUACUUCAUCAUGAAAUUUCUCAAUGGGACAGGACUUGCCGGAAUGAAACUCGUCUCUAUACGAUCGACGCGCCGAGCACAGCGGCAUAAACGACUCACAGCGAAUCGGAGCUUCAACUGACUGAUUCAUAUGAUUCACUCCGUGCGCGUAGCCCUGUUGCUGAGUGGACACCGCUGCAGGUGGCGUCGUAUCGCGCCCAUCGAUAUUGGAUUCUUCUCAGCCCGCUCCAUGCGGGCGACAAUGCCCGUUUCCGACUGGAUGGGUUCCUCAUCAGACGGUGCACCCUCAAUACCCCACCGACUCGGGGUGUGAUGGAGCUAUUGCGGGGCUCAUCUCUCCUUUGCUCCAUUGGAAGUCACUACUAUGCUAAUCCACCGCCUAGCUCUCGCACUUUGGUCGUUGCGGCAGCACGUGCGGGUACGGGCCGCAUUAACUGAGACAAGAUCGCUGGAGAGGAUCAUAACUGGUUGGCGAUCCUACUCCGAGUUUGUCAAGACAUGAACUCCAAUUGUACCGAGCGAGCGAGCGAACAGCCUUGCUGACAACGCGAUUCGGCGCGAAGAAGAUGCUCCUCCGCAAUCGCCCCCCCGCGACUUGCCCCAGAUCAUCAUAACAUUCCAAGGAAAAUACAGGCGCUUCUUCUUGUAUGCUCCGUUCAGGCAACCGGCUGGCCGAUAUUGUUUGGUGUGGUGCUCUGUUUGCCCCUAGAAACUUUAUAUUGUCAUUUUGAGCCCGAGUUGAGUUGUACAGACAAAGCUCGCCGGCACCCACUAUCAUCUCUCGUCCAACCACUGUUUAUCUUAAGAAGGGCGACAUCCUACUCGUCUUCCUCAGUCGCACAGCACAAUGAACGGCCACGCUACGAAUGUCCCCUGGAGGCAGAAGUUUUACCCCUCUCAAACAUGCGCCGAACAGGUGCUGAACUAUAAGUCGCUGGCGCCACCGGUUGAAGAACCAAGACCGGACCUGCCGCCUUCAAUAAGAGCCGUUCGAAACCCAGACCAGUCAAGCCCGGGCGGCCGUACCAUCAUCAUCUGCCUUGAUGGCACCGGCGACCAGUUCGAUGGCGACAACAGCAAUGUAGUCAAUUUUGUCGCGACAUUGAAGAAAGAUGACCCCAACCAACUCACAUACUAUCAAUCUGGCAUUGGCACCUACGAUGGGCGGGGGCUGAAGAGUGGAAUCUCCGCGCUUAUCGACAUGGCAGUUGGCAGUGGUCUCGGGACUCACGUUAAAGAUGCGUACCGCUUCAUUAUGGAGAACUACCUUGAGGGAGACAAGAUAUGCCUUCUGGGGUUUUCGAGAGGCGCAUAUACCGUGCGCUGCCUUGCCGGUAUGCUGCACAAGGUUGGCCUGCUGCCAAAGCAAAACAGCGCCCAAGUCGCCUUCGCCUAUCGCUUCUACAGGAAUGACACCGCGGAGGGUUGGAAGAUGAGCGCUGAGUUCAAGAAGACAUUCUGCACCAAUGUCCAGGUGCAUUUCGUGGGGUUGUGGGACUGCGUCGCCAGUGUCGGUUUCAUCCCGAGAACGCUACCUUUCAGCAAGACUCCAACAAAUACGAUCCGCCACUUCCGCCAUGCCAUGGCCCUAGAUGAGCACAGGGCUAAAUUCAAAGUAUGCCAGUGGCAACAUCAGGAUGUAGUCGUCGAUCCGGCCAAAAUAACGGUCAAGGUCGAGUCGAGGCCGAAUCGGCCCCGCCAGAUGCCCACGGCUACUUCCAACCCAGAACAACUCACCUCCCUGCAAAACGGUGUUCUGAAGCGGUCAUCGAGCACUCCCGACUUCAAACUCAAGCGAUCGUUGACUUCGCCGAUUGACUUUAUGGGGAAAACACUCAAAGUGGCUCAGGAUGACAAAGACCAGAAACGGAUCCGACUAGAGAAGCAGUUUGAAAAAGACGACCGCUCUGUGCACGAGCAUAUCAAGACUGACACCCUCGAGGUCUGGUUCACAGGCGCCCAUGCCGAUGUUGGUGGGGGCGCAGUACCGAACGAGGAGCGCCAUAUGCUCUCGCGCAUCCCUCUACGCUGGAUGAUCCGACAGUGCUUCGAAUGCGAAACUGGGAUUAUCUUCAACACGGCUCCGCUAGCAGAAACCGGCAUUGACGUUCUGACCGUCUGGCCCAUCUACAAGACGCCGACGAAACCCGUCGUCGGGCCUUCGCCAAUCAUGGUGGGUCAGUACGAGGAGAAGAAGCUCCCUCCUCUCAGACGCCGCUCCACUGCUCUUGGGUUGGAAAAGGAUUACGAGGACAUGGGCAACGACGAAAAACGAGAGAUUAUCGCUAACGACAUCAUGAACGAAGCCGAGAGACUGCAGUACCAAGCAGACAUGCUUCCCGAGCACGUCGAGGACCACUUCGAUGCCAUGGCCGCCAUCAACGACCAGCUCGUGCUAGCGAAGAGUUGGUGGGUUCUCGAGUUCUGGCCUGUCAAGGUGCGUUUACAGAAGAAGCAUACGGAGGAGUGGGAGAAGGUCGUAAGGUGGAACCUGGGCCGGUACAGACCGAUUCGAGAGGAGGAGCCGAAGAUGCAUUGGACGGUGCAGAUGAGGAUGAAUGAUAAGGCUUAUAGGAUUAGGAAUAGGGUGGAUAUCAAUGCGAUUUGGCAGGUCGCUACAUGAGAACUUCCAGGGUGUUUUUUUUGUAUUUGUUGGGGGAGUAACGGAUGCGGACAUAAUAAAAAUACGAGAGAAAUAGUUAAUUCAGUUCGAAAGGUUUGCAUAAUAUAGGAGAGGGUUCUCAAUAUAGUGAGCAUAGAAUAUAAAACUUCAAC
This is a messenger RNA of Pseudogymnoascus verrucosus, 2901 nucleotides long. RefSeq lists its product as uncharacterized. The transcript has 2 exons. The record is from RefSeq and is a predicted model, not a curated record. The coding region runs from base 974 to 2749 and encodes 591 amino acids. Lineage: Eukaryota; Fungi; Ascomycota; Leotiomycetes; Thelebolales; Thelebolaceae.